Neltuma alba is the source of this 1794-nucleotide messenger RNA. Its product is annotated as serine/threonine-protein phosphatase 7 long form homolog. The record is from RefSeq and is a predicted model, not a curated record. NCBI's taxonomy places the organism in Eukaryota, Viridiplantae, Streptophyta, Magnoliopsida, Fabales, Fabaceae. The transcript has 4 exons. Gene Ontology annotation, biological process: meristem development; meristem maintenance. The coding region runs from base 1 to 1794 and encodes 597 amino acids.
AUGAUUGAGCCACCCAAUCAGAUACUUGAAUAUCUUAGAUUAGCUGGAUUUUAUGGUGUUGCGAGGGUAGGGCAAUUUGAUUACGACCGGAGUUUGGUCUCAGCCCUUGUUGAGAGGUGGCGUCCUGAGACUCACACAUUUCAUACUACACGUGGAGAGUGCACGAUAACAUUAGAGGAUGUUGCUAUACAGUUAGGCCUUCCUUGUGUAGGAAUGCCUGUCAUUGGGAAAACUGACUUUAAUUGGCAAGAUGUUUGUGAAUGGCUUCUAGGGGUUAGACCACCUGCAGAUAGAAUACUUGGACAACGACUACUUAUGAAUUGGUUGGAAGAGCACUUUAAUCACUUACCUGAUGAUGCAGACGAUGUACAAGUUCAACAAUUCACUCGUGCAUAUAUUCUCAGGUUGAUUGGAGGAUAUCUCAUGCCAGAUAGAUCGUGUACUAGGGUGUAUUUGAUGUACCUUCCACUACUUUAUAAUCUAGAAGAAGUUGGAAAUUUUAGUUGGGGUUCAGCAGUUUUAGCUCACCUGUAUAGAGAAUUAUGUAAUGCUACUAAUCCAACUGAAGAUGGGAUUGGAGGGUGCUUAUCAUUAUUACAUUUAUGGGCAUGGGAUCGUUUUCCUACGCUAGCACCACAACAACCUGUAUCUCCAGAUCCACAGUCUAAUAUCUACCCUCUCUUACCUCCUUUGGGUUUCAGAUGGAAAAAUGUAGGACAAAAUCCUCGUCCAAGUGUCACAUCCUUACGCCAAUAUAGGAGUCUUCUUGAUAGAAUGACCGAUGAUGACAUAAUUUGGCAGCCAUAUGAAUCUUUUGAAGUGCGCCAAUUGAUUCCAGAAUACUGCUUGGCAACACCUGAAAUUUGGCUUGCUUCAGUUCCUCUAAUAUGUUUUCAUAUUAUAGAAUGGCAUCACCCUGAUUGUGUACUAAGAAUAAGCACAAAUUGGACUGAAGAAUACUCAAACUUCAUUGAAGCAUGGAAUAGAUGGCCACAUGCUGUUGUUGAUGCUCCUCUGGCACUUGGUGAACUUGAUCGAACAUCUGAGUACAUGCAAUGGUAUUGGAGACAUACAAGACGAUGGAUCCAACGUGUUAGUGGUGAUACUGGCUAUGUGGCUGACAUAGCAGAACAGUUAUAUAGGCUAACAAUUAAUUCUCGUUCAACAUGCUCUGAUUGCAUUGAUUAUCGAGAAAGAGUUGCUCGAGACCAGCGUAACAUCUUACUUGCAGUUAGAGAACAACGGUUUAAUAUGAAUUCUCAACCAGCUCCACCACCAGUUGAGCUACCCCGUCCACAAAUUCCUCGAGAUAGACCAAGCAAACGGCGAGGCGGUUACUUGUCUACUCAGCCACCAAUUGUAAAUGAAAAUUUAAGUGAACAAGAGCCUCAAAAUUUUAGUCAUUUUGAUAACAUACCAGUCUCAUCAAGCCCUAUCACCUCUUCCAAUCCAACUCAUUUUUACCCUCAUCACAUGCCAUCAUCAUCAACAUUAUCCCAUUCUGACUCACCCAAUCCUCCUCAAUUUCAGUCAUUCAUGUCCUUAUUUGAUGAUCCUGCAUUAUUUAUCGAUCAAUAUAACACUUCUUCUUUUGAGCAAGGUGGUCCAUCAAAUGAAGCAUUUGUCACCCCUCGACAAUCAAUUUCUUUAGCCGAAUCACCUUGGUUUGAUUUAAAUACGUCAACUACGCAGACAAAUGAGACAUUAGAUCAAACUCAAGAAGUAAAUAUACAACAACGGCCACAGCGUGCGCGGAGGAGACCAAGAUGUGGCACGGGGAGUCAUUAUUUGUGA